Drosophila hydei is the source of this 895-nucleotide messenger RNA. RefSeq names its product chymotrypsin-2. Bases 23 to 823 code for a protein of 266 amino acids. Gene Ontology annotation, molecular function: serine-type endopeptidase activity. Gene Ontology annotation, biological process: proteolysis. The transcript has a single exon. The record is from RefSeq and is a predicted model, not a curated record. NCBI's taxonomy places the organism in Eukaryota, Metazoa, Arthropoda, Insecta, Diptera, Drosophilidae.
GUUGGCUAUUCCUACGGAAAAGAUGAAAUUGCUUCACAUUUGCCUGAUCCUUGCGCUGCUGCAGCAGCACUCCAAGGCCAAGCGGCUGUUGGAAAUGGAUGUAGCUGGCAGAGCGUCUAUCGAGGGGCGCAUUGUGGGUGGCCAGGCGGCAGAGAUUGGCUACGCCAAGUAUCAGGUCUCCCUGCAGCCCGUUCUGGGCUAUCACAACUGCGGCGGCGCCAUACUCAACGAGCAGUGGAUCAUUACGGCUGGUCACUGCGUCGUCACCUUCCCGCCCGAGUUUAUUGUUGUGGUCACAGGCACGAACCGCUAUGCAGAACCCGGCGGCGUCUACUACGCGGAGGAGGUGCACGUCCAUUGCAUGUACGACAAGCCCUAUAUGCACAAUGAUAUAGCCCUAGUGAAGGUUAGCAAAAACAUCACCUUCGACGAGCUGACCCAGCCCAUAGCGCUGCCCGUGGGGCCGGUGCGUGAGGGCGCUGAGAUUGUGCUCACCGGCUGGGGGUCUGAGGUACCCAACGGCAAUGCCAAUGAGAAUCUGCAAAAGAUUUCAUUUGGCUUUGUCAAGCUGGACGAGUGCCUGGCCAUAUUCAAUCAAACGAGCAGCAUGGGCGUGGGUCACAUAUGCACCUUCUCCAAGGAGGGCGAGGGCAGCUGCCACGGUGACUCAGGUGGACCGCUGGUGAGCAACGGCUACCUGGUGGGUGUGGUCAAUUGGGGCAGACCCUGCGCCAAAGGCUUUCCGGAUGUGCAGGCCAAUGUAUACUACUACUUGGACUGGGUUCGCAAUGUGAUCAGCGGCAAUGCCAAGUGCACCACAUGAGCUUGAGAUGAAAUAAAGAUUUAAUUAUUGUUUGAAUGGAAAUGGAUUCGCUUUUCUUUUAUUUCAAUCAUA